Mytilus californianus (California mussel) is the source of this 2456-nucleotide messenger RNA. Its product is annotated as U1 small nuclear ribonucleoprotein 70 kDa-like. Gene Ontology annotation, cellular component: precatalytic spliceosome; U2-type prespliceosome; U1 snRNP. Lineage: Eukaryota; Metazoa; Mollusca; Bivalvia; Mytilida; Mytilidae. Gene Ontology annotation, molecular function: U1 snRNA binding; mRNA binding. The record is from RefSeq and is a predicted model, not a curated record. The transcript is spliced from 10 exons. Bases 323 to 1495 code for a protein of 390 amino acids. Gene Ontology annotation, biological process: mRNA splicing, via spliceosome.
GCACAAAGCAUAUAAAGUCAAUAAGCUUUGACAUUUCAAGAAUACUACAUAUUUCUUCUCUUGAUAAGAAAAUUAGCGUUAAAAUAUUAAUUCACUGCGAGGAUAAUACUUCACCUUAUUCCCUGUGGUACGUCAUUUAUCGGCACAGUACAAAGCAACGAAGAACAGACGUCUCAAUCGAGUUAUUUAGGGACGUGGUAAAUUGCAUGUGUUGGACAGAGAGAACAAAUUGGCGUUUACAUAACCGCUGUGUAUUUGAAUGAGGGUCAAUAGAGGCUGUUGAAGACUUUAAAGACAAGUUACUGAGAGAUACUUGAUCAAAAUGACUGCUUUCUUACCUCCAAACUUGCUGGCUCUUUUUGCUGCCAGGGAUCCUGUCCCAUACUUACCACCGGCGGACAAAUUGGGUUUCGAAAAGAAGAGGUUAAGUUAUGGUGGAGUUGCACAGUUUCUAAAUGAGUUUGAGGACCCUAAAGACACACCCCCUCCAACAAGAGUGGAAACAAAGGAUGAAAGAAAAGAAAGAAAAAGAAAAGAAAGAGCAGAACAGAUUGCCUACAAACUGGAACAAGACCUGGCUUUGUGGGAUCCAAACAAUAAUACAAAUGGUACAAGAGAUCCUUACAAGACAUUAUUUAUAGCUAGAAUAAACUUUGACACCAGUGAAUCCAAAUUAAGAAGAGAAUUUGAAGUGUAUGGACCUGUUAGAAAGAUUUCCCUAUUAUUUGACAACGUAUCACAGAAACCAAGAGGAUAUGCCUUUAUUGAGUAUGAGCAUGAAAGGGAUAUGCAUGCGGCCUACAAGCAUGCUGAUGGUAAAAAGAUAGAUGGUAGACGUGUUUUGGUCGAUGUCGAGCGAGGGCGUACUGUUAAAGGCUGGAGACCUAGACGACUUGGUGGUGGAUUAGGUGGUACCAGGAAGGGUGGACCAGAUGAAAAUACCAGGUUUUCUGGAAGGGAUGACUUCAGGUCAGACAGGGAGAGAGGAAGGGAUGAAUCUCCACGUAGAGAAGGAGAGCGAGAACGAGGUCCAGUUCCAGAACGAGGUGGUGGAGAAAGAAAUCUAGAUAGAGGUGCAGAUAGAGGUGGUGGUGGUGACAGGAGACGUAGGAGUCGGAGUAGAGACAGGAAGAGGAGUAGAAGCAGAGAAAGGCCAAGGAGUAGGAGUAAAGAUAGGGAUGAGGACAGGAAAAGAAGUAGAAGAAGCAGAUCUAGGGAAAGAGGAGGAGAAACUAGGGAUAGAGGAGGGGAUAGAGGUGGAGAUAGAGAUCGUAAGAGGAGUAGAUCAAGAGAACGUAAAAGGACCCGAAGAAGUAGGUCAAGAGAUCGUAGUAGGAGGUCAAGGUCAAGAGAAAGGAAGCCAGAAGAAGGAGAGGAUGCACCACAGGAAGAUUAUGAGGACGUUCAGGUCAAACAGGAAAAAUUUGAUCCAGGCUACGAUCAGUAUGCUAAUGAACAAAAUGGUGGAUUCCAGGGAAAUAUUGAAGACUAUUAGAUUAUCAACCAUGGAUUCCAAAUUAUCUAUUAGAAAGAUUGGAUUUUUAAAAUUGGUCACUUGGUGGUCAUUUUUUUUUUAAACAAUAUUGUGAUAUCUAGUAGUCACUUACUGUCACUUAAACAUGAUUAUCUAACUGACAAAUUUUGUAAAGGUAUUGAUUUCAAAACUUUGAAGUUAUUUAUUAAAACUGUAAUUACAUGAAGUGUAUAUUUAAGAAGUUAUUUGUAUACAAAAUGUUUCAAAAAUUGGAUGUGGAAAAUGUUAAUAUUGAUACUUUCACAAAAUUUCAAUAGUUUUUCCAUAGUUAUAAAUGUUGUAAAUUUGUGUAAUACCAAAUUUAUAAUUUUAAAGUUUUUAAAGUGCUUCAUCAUAUUUUUUUCAUUUGGAAGACAAUGCUACAUAGUUGUAUCAUAACAGUACAUUAUUCCCUCAUUCAUCUUUUCUGCCAUUGUCUAUUUAUAGGUUGACCAAUUCAUAUGCAUUUCUGAAAAUGAAAGAUCUGAACAAUUCUCUAAUGUAAAAUUACCAUUUAUGAAUGAACUAACUUCUACUCUUUUAGAGUAUACCAUUUCUAGUUAAAAAUCAAAAUAUGAAGUCUCAUCUUUAAUAUUUUAAGGUUUGGAAAUUGGCUAAUAAGUAUGAAUUCAAAAGUUUCAAUUUUAAUGUCAUUGUCAGAAUGAAAAAAAACUUAAUUUAUUUUGGCCUUAGAUGUGUAUAUUAAUAGAAAAAUUAAGUUAAUUUGUGUCAUCAUUAUAUAUAUGUAUUUUAUGAUUUUAGAACUGUACAGUUUUUAUUUUUUACAUCUGAAGGUUCUCCUGUAUAAGUCAAUCAGAGUUACUUCCCUUCACCAAUCAUCCAUUUGUCAUCAUGCUACACUUUUUGUGUUCGAUUUAACUCCUCAGAAUUAUGUUGAUUGUCAUAGUGAGGAUUUGUUGUCAAUAAACUAAUUAAAUCAUUA